Molecule: messenger RNA, 1242 nt
Organism: Poecilia reticulata (guppy)
Lineage: Eukaryota; Metazoa; Chordata; Actinopteri; Cyprinodontiformes; Poeciliidae
Gene: ormdl1
Product: ORMDL sphingolipid biosynthesis regulator 1
Cellular component (GO): endoplasmic reticulum membrane
Source: RefSeq, a predicted model, not a curated record
CACCUACUUCCGGUCGGUGCAGUCUAGCCAUAACAACAAGGAUACACCGAUUCUCGCCAUAGUGAUUCUUUUAAUAACAAAAACAUCUACUGCUCGCUGCUACAUAGUUAUUAGUGGCCGUUUCAGGCCUGUAGAGGAGACUGGAUGGUUCCUGAAGGAGUUUGUCUCUGUCAGGAUGAACGUGGGUGUGGCACACAGUGAGGUGAACCCAAACACCCGCGUGAUGAACAGCCGAGGCAUCUGGCUGACCUACGCCCUGGGGGUCGGCGUUCUGCACAUCGUGCUGCUCAGCAUCCCCUUCUUCAGCGUCCCGGUGGUCUGGACGCUCACCAACGUCAUACACAACCUGGGCAUGUACGUGUUCAUGCAUGCRGUGAAAGGAACGCCCUUCGAGACGCCCGACCAAGGAAAAGCCCGGCUUCUGACCCACUGGGAGCAGCUGGACUACGGCGUGCAGUUCACCUCCUCCAGAAAGUUCUUCACCAUUUCUCCCAUCAUCCUAUAUUUCCUGGCCAGUUUCUACACAAAGUACGACACGACGCACUUCGUGAUCAACACGGCGUCCCUGCUGAGCGUCCUGAUCCCCAAGCUGCCCCAGCUGCACGGCGUCCGGAUUUUAGGCAUAAACAAGUAUUAAUAACAGGAGAAGCUCCGCCUCCCUGUGUGUGUACUGCCGAUUCGUGUACUAAAUCAUUCAGUCAGUGUGUCGGGUUAGCGCUAACAGGAACCAGAUCAUCGGACAUGAUGUGCAUCAGUAACUUAUGUAUUUAAUUGUGUAUUYGGGCCUGCRUGGACCUGGGCUGGCCCAGGCCGCGGUCGGGUUCUAGGWUGACUUUAAUUUGCUUUUCUCCRCCCCGUCGAUCACAGAGUGAUGYGUGUUGAGUGCUGAAGCCACUCAGAUGCCCUGAAGUAUUUCGUUUUGUUUACCUUUGGAGGCUGUCGCCCUCCGAUUGUCGGUACCGUCUUGGUUUCAUUUCAUUAAGUAGCAGAACCGCUCUCCAUCUGCAUGGCUCCCCUAAUCGGACCGGAGCGGCUCGUCUUGUUUUACAGUGUUUGUGGACCCGUGUCCUGUGUAAAGGUAUGAUUGGUUAUCUGUUUACUGAGGGAGAUUUACUGUCUGUGGGAAACACUACAGUCACCCAGCUGCUGUCUGGAGACCCGGACCGCCGGUUCUGAUCGGUUCCUCCAGAGCUGGACGUGAUUUUUUCCUGUUCCUAAUCUUUAAUAAAAUGUUUGCCCUCA